Messenger RNA from Nestor notabilis (Kea), 311 nucleotides. It is a transcript of the gene MGMT, whose product is annotated as O-6-methylguanine-DNA methyltransferase. The annotation marks the transcript as partial. The transcript is spliced from 2 exons. Gene Ontology annotation, cellular component: nucleus. The record is from RefSeq and is a predicted model, not a curated record. Gene Ontology annotation, molecular function: methylated-DNA-[protein]-cysteine S-methyltransferase activity. NCBI's taxonomy places the organism in Eukaryota, Metazoa, Chordata, Aves, Psittaciformes, Psittacidae. Gene Ontology annotation, biological process: DNA repair.
CCGUGCACGCCAACGGUGCUCGCCUCCUCUUCCCGGCAGAUUCCUUCACCAGCAAAGUGCUGUGGACCCUGUUGAGAGACGUGAAGUUUGGAGAGGCCGUUUCCUACAAGCACUUGGCAGACCUGGCAGGCAACAGCAGAGCAGCGAGGGCGGUGGGAGGAGCCAUGAGGAGCAACCCUAUCCCGAUUCUAAUCCCGUGCCACAGGGUGAUCUGCAGCAGCGGGCAGAGCGGCAACUACGGAGGAGGCAACCUCAUGAAAGGGUGGCUUCUGUCACACGAGAAGCUCCAUCAGGAGAAGGCAGCGUAUUGA